CAUAGGUUAUGGUUGUUUAUUUUUCUUAAUUGUUUCUGUUAAACUUGUUUGUUGUUUUCUUUUUCUACCUUAUUUAAAACUUAAAAGGCUCCAGUUAUAGUUAUUUACUAAUAAAGACAGUUAUCAAAAUGAAGUCUUUGGGUUUGUUGAACUGCCGAUUUCUCAUAUGUCGGUUGUUGAAAGUUUCAACUGAUUUUUGGUUUUCAGGAUGAGUCGAUAGAAGGGUUUGAAGGUUAAAGAGGAUAAACUGACAUUUUUUGGAGUGUUAUGCUUCCAAUAUCGCAUGUGUAGUCAGUAGUGGGAUUGACUAUAUACUUUUAUAAACUUCACUGUUCUAUCUACCAUCACCAAAAGCUUGUUGCAAAAAAGUAUCUCGAUUGUAAAGUCUAGUUUGGAAACAAAAUUAAAGUAUGGUUAGCUGUAUUGUUUAGAUAUAUUAAACCUUAAUGAGUUGCAUUACUGUUAAUUACAGCUUUUGGAAUCAAACAAGAAUAGUAGUACCGUAUUGAAACCAGUGCUUGUAUCAAGAUAAGAGUGCUAAGAGAAUGGGUGAUAGAAAGAAGAUGAAUUUAGAAGAAGAUCGACUAAGCAGCUUGCCGGACGAUCUUAUCCACGAUAUUCUGUCUUUUGUUAGCAUCAAACUUGCUGUUAAAACCAGUGUUUUGUCAUCUCGGUGGAGGUAUAUCUGGACUUCAAUGCCUUGUUUGAAUUUCUCAAGUAAAGGUUUUCAUACGUUGCCCAAGUUCUCCAAAUUUGUUAAACAUAUUCUAUCUGGCCGAAAUAAUCAAAUAGAGGUGUCUUCUGUUGAGCUCAUUUCUCGUGGUAAGGUUGUUCAGCCGUGUGUUAAAAGAAUUUUGAGCUAUGCAUUCUCCCACAAUGUCGAACAAAUGAAUAUUACUUUCUUGCCUGAAAAGAAGAUCGAAUUUCCUCUCUCUUUUUAGUUCUAAGUCUUUCCAAAAUCUCACUUUGACUGGGUGUAGAGACAAACUUUCCAUCACGAUCCCGCCUACUUGGGAGCUGCAAAAUUUAACAACGUUGAAUCUCCAUUUUGUCACAUUGCAUGAUGCCAGUACUGAAAAUGGUGUUAGUCUUUUCUCCAACUCUGCAAACUUGAAGAAUCUCACCUUAAAGAGUUGUAGAAUGACGGCUCCAAAUGGUUUCAAUAUAUCUCAUCCUGUGUUGACUAGUCUAACACUUGACGAUGGUCGUACGCGUACCAAAGUAGAUACACCUCAGCUCAAGACUCUCACUAUAAUAGAUUGGCCUGCGAUAUGUCUGAUUUGCGCACCCAUCCUUUCCUCCUUGCAUUAUAAAACUUCCUAUGAUCAUUUGCGGCUUGCUACCGACGUUUUUCAUUUGGAGAAGGUGGAUGUAUGCAUUUCUAACCCCUCAGAUCCUCGUAAAACUUUAUUUCUGCUUCAACAGUUACGUAGUGUCAAAUUUCUUACACUUAACUUGGAAAUUAUCAAGUUUCUUUCCUCGUCUGUGGAACUAAUCUCACAUCAACCUUCACCGUUUGCCAACUUAAAGAGUUUAAAGGUAUAUCCAAAUAAUGUUAACCUUGUGGUUGAGAAGCAAACACAACCAGAAGUAACUAUGUCUACUGAAAUAAAAAACUAUCUGCUAGAUAGUUCCCCCGCCCCAGGUGCCACCUUCACAAUUGUUUCACAUGAGGAGGUUAGAGCUGCGAGAAAUGUUACAUCAGCACAAAACCUUAUGAGUGAAUUGCAGGGGUUUCUAGAUGAAUGGAAAGAAAAUCGUGAAACAAACACAGCUCAUAUGAAACUAGACAAGGCCCCAAUGGAAGUUGAGAACCGUAGGGCACAACUAAAAGCAAAAAAGGAAAUGGCCGUUUGGGGAACAGAUGACACAUAUCAAGGACCAGUUCGGGAAAGGGCGUAAAAAUACUAGUCACAUAAUUUCAAUGUUGGAGGAGAUUGAAGAAAUAAUGACUAGGCUUCCUACAUCACGUCGGGCUAAGUAG
This is a messenger RNA of Helianthus annuus (common sunflower), 1984 nucleotides long. RefSeq lists its product as uncharacterized. The record is from RefSeq and is a predicted model, not a curated record. The transcript is spliced from 3 exons. Lineage: Eukaryota; Viridiplantae; Streptophyta; Magnoliopsida; Asterales; Asteraceae. Bases 1141 to 1902 code for a protein of 253 amino acids.